Cataglyphis hispanica is the source of this 970-nucleotide messenger RNA. RefSeq names its product nuclear cap-binding protein subunit 2 (gene Cbp20). The record is from RefSeq and is a predicted model, not a curated record. Lineage: Eukaryota; Metazoa; Arthropoda; Insecta; Hymenoptera; Formicidae. The transcript is spliced from 3 exons. Bases 170 to 679 code for a protein of 169 amino acids. Gene Ontology annotation, molecular function: RNA cap binding. Gene Ontology annotation, biological process: mRNA cis splicing, via spliceosome. Gene Ontology annotation, cellular component: nuclear cap binding complex.
CUCAUUCCGUUUGUACACAUCCUAGGCUGUGUUUCCAUAUGAAAUGACAACACCAGACAAACUGUUCGCUAGAAAAAUAAUUUUAUUGUUUUGAUUAUUUUGUGAUUGUUUCAUAUUUACUCUUUAGAUGCGAAGUGCGAGAUUAAGCUAAUUAUUGUUGUGAAUUAAAAUGUCGAUCAAAUUGGCAAAUACUACAUCGUCAAUUGAGUUAAGCUCCUAUCGUGAUCAACAUUUCAAGGUUUGUUUUAUGAAGGGUUCAAGGGCUGAACAAGAUAGACUUUUAAGGAACUCUUCUACUUUGUACGUAGGCAAUCUGUCUUUUUACACAACUGAAGAACAAAUAUAUGAACUGUUUUCAAAAUGUGGUGAUAUCAGACGUAUUAUUAUGGGUCUCGAUAAGUAUAAGAAGACACCAUGCGGCUUCUGCUUUGUAGAAUACUAUCAAAGAGUCGAUGCUGAACACUGUAUGAGAUAUAUAAAUGGCACUCGUUUAGAUGACAGAAUAAUUAGGACAGAUUGGGACGCUGGUUUUAUCGAAGGCAGACAGUAUGGCCGUGGCAAAACUGGAGGACAAGUGAGAGAUGAAUAUCGAUCAGACUUUGAUAGUGGACGGGGUGGUUAUGGUAAAAUCAUACAGCAAAAAGUAACAUCUCUCUCGGAUGGUGGAUUUGGACGUUGAAAUUUAGAAAGACAAGAUAAUUGUAUGAAUAGCACACAUGUGCAAAUGUUUGAUCUAUGUUUUACUAAUCGUUCGUACACGAUUGUGAAAUAAUUGUAUAUGUAAAUAUAAUAUUUAAGAGAUAGAUUUUGUCAAAUAGAAUAACAAAAGCAAAGAACUAUUCAUACAUAUAUUAAGGCCAUGUUAAAAAAUAUAUUUUAACAUGUCUUUAAUAAGUGACAUUUUUCAUCGAAAUAUUUUCGACAUUUUGUUCAUUGUAAAAUAAUUGAACAUGUUUUUCACUAUAAAAUC